AGUCUCUCUCCGGUGGGAGCGGCGAUGCCCGCUCUGCUGCCCGCGGGCGGCUGGGAGAGGGCGGAGGGGCCGAGGACCCCACGCCGGAUUUGGGGGCAGCGGGGCCGCUCUCCCAGCCCCAGGACCCUGUCCCAGCCCCGGGACCGCCGCUUCCUCCCGGCCCCCCCCGGCAGCCGCAGGCGGGGAGGGAAGCGGAGGGGAGGGAGCAGCAGCACUCCUCAUCCCACGGCUUAUUUUUUCCGGUCGGUGCUGGAGAGGGGGAGGUGGGACAGCCCUCCCCUCCUCCUGCUGCAGCACAUGGGAAGCAAAAGUUUCUCUGCUGCUCCUCCUCCUCCUGGUCCCCCUCCGCCAGGUCCCCCCGGCCCGGACCCCGCCGCGGUUCGCAGCUGAAGGGGUUCGCAGCUGAAGGAUGCGGCGCGGCUCGAACGGCGUUGGGCUGCGCUGCGCUCCGCCGGGCGAUGAGGAGUAACCCGCUUUUGGAGCAUCUUCCGCUUCUCCGGGGGCUGGGGAAUAGUGAAGGCGAGACUUGGAUCGAAUCUUGCAGAGAGUAACCUGAGGGAUCUGUGGAUUUCUGGAGAAAAGGAGCUGUUUGGGGGGAGAAAAAAUAAUCAGAUGCUUUAGCAGCGCCGGGGAGGCAGCGCUGCAUCGCUUUGCUUCAGCCCCACCAUGGGCACGGGCAUGUGUUCCAGGAGGCAGAAGGGGCUCCUGCAGACCGGGUUUUGCCUGCUGGCAGUGGCGUGCCUGAGCUCGGGAGCUUUCCUGUACCACCACUUGCAGCAGAAGGUGAGGAGCGCCGAAGCCCUGGCCCAGAAAUACAAACAGCAGCAGGAAGCGCUGUCUGCCCAGCUCCAAGUUGUGUACGAGCACAGAUCCCGACUGGAGCGGUCCUUGCAGAAGGAGCGAGGGGAGCACAAAAAGACAAAGGAAGAUUUUUUAGUGUACAAAUUAGAAGCUCAGGAAGCUCUCAACAAAGAGAAGCAAGACUCUAUGAACAGAUACGGGGCCCUCAGUUCCCAGCACAAGAUCCUGAAGAACCAACACGAAGAUGUCAAGAAGCAGCUGAUUGACCUGCAGCUGCAGCACAACAGCUUGAAACUCGAACACCGUAAGACACUGGAGACCCAUAGCCAGAAGUAUGCCCAACUCCAGCAGGAGAAGGAUAGUGAAGUCACAAAUUUGCAGGAUACAGUCUUUAAACUCAGAGAAGAGAGCAAGCUUCUUCGCAAAGCCCACCAAGAAGUUCACUCUCAGCUGCUUAAUGCCCAGACCCAGAUGGAAGAGUUCAGGCAGCUCAAGGAAGCUCUGCAGAAGAUGCCAAGCUUCAAAGGAGGAGGAGCAGGAGGAGGAGGAGGGAAGGGGCAGCAGCAGCUCCAGGUGCUGAAGGAGCAGCCCCUGAAUCCAGGCAAUAGCCAGCUGCAGCUCAUGAGGCAGAAGGCUUUUCCAGUCAAUCCGGAGAAUCGCCCUGCAGGGAGCUCCCUGGCAUCGCAGGUCUCUGGGGCUCGGAAGCAGGCGGAUGGUGCUGUGCUGCGGGGCCAGAACUCCAACAGCAACGAUGGCCUCAGGUCCCAGGUGAACGUGCUCCUCACCCACCCGGCCCCGCUGCAAGACGCCAAUUCACCACCAGAGGCUCCGCCGGCCUGGCCAGCAGGACACGGGGACGGUCACAUCAUCCGAUUCACCCGAACCGUGAACAGCCUGCCAAAUGGAAACCCGGACAUGAAUAUGGUGAUGCGCAUUCAGGUGAGCAGCCAUGAGGAAAGCCAAGCUCCUGCAUUGUUACUGCCUGAUCUGAAACAACCUUCUGCAGUGGAGAAGCCCCAGGUGCCAGACAACCACCACUCAACAGGGAGCAAACCGCUGCAAAUGCAAAGCUGGAAGGACAUAGUCAGCAAAGUGAAUGCCCAGAUGGACGAUGCCCAAGUGCACAGUUACCCCAAGAGCCUUCACCUCAACCCCAGGCCUGGGCAAGAGACUCAGAAGGGCAGCUCACAGCCACCCGGUCAGAAGAGAAGGGCAGAGAAUCAAAUAGGUGAUCAGGAAGGCGAGAAGGAAAGGACAGAUAAUGAAGAGCUUGAAAUGGAUGCGGGAAUGAUUGAGAGGGAGACCUUGCAUUCUCAGAAAGAGGCUGCUGUUCAGGAGCCAAUGAUGCCAGAUGAUGCUGCAGAUCCUGCCCAGGAUCCCAAUAACCAAGGCGAGGAUGAGUUUGAGGAAGCUGAGCUGGAGAGACCUGACUUUGAAGAGAAGAUGGGAGGUUUGGAGAAGUUCAAGGAACCCAACACAAAACAAGAGUCUAAGGAGAAGCCACUGAAGGAUGCUGGCAGACCUGUCAAGCCCAGGGAGGAUCCAAUGGAUGAGUAUCAAGAAGAUCAGGAGCAAGAAAUUGAGGAUCAUGGCGGUGAGGUGGAUGACAACGAUGACCUCGAACUUGUCCAAGAGCAGAAGAACCAUGCAGGUAUCCAGGGAGCUGACGGCAAGAAGGAUGACUACUACUGAGAGAUGCUGAAGUAAGAUGGAUGCACUGGGAACGAGAGGACAGGAACUCCUCCCGGGAACUGGAUGCUGUACUAUGCACAGCCCAGAACAAAGGCAGGAGCAGAUGGCUGCCUUGGCAGGCACUGAGCGAGGUGUUUGCAGGUAUGCAUCACAUCUACGUGCGUGGGGCCAUCGCUGCCUCUCCGCUCAAUAGCAUGGAAGUGCCCUCAGACUGUCUGAAUGAUUUUAUACUGCUGCUUCUAAAAGAAGCACUUGUUGAUUUAUCAAGUUCUUUACCCUCUUGUUUUCUCCAUCCCCUCCCUGGAUGGAGAGUUUGUUUUUUCACUGCCUGGGCAGGGGAGGGGUGCAGGACUGCAAAAGGAGGGUGUCUGAGCUGGUCCCUGGUCUUAAUCAACUGAUCGCUAAUACAAAGGAAUCUGUCUUAUAAAAUAUUUUAUCUCAGUAGUGUUUCUUUAAAACGUCCUUUGCUCCCAUCAGGGCAGGGUGGAGAGGAAUGUAGUCUGCUCAUGCCUGGAGCAGUGUCAAGGCAAUGGCUGGCUAUGAGCACCAGAAGAAAGUACCACGUGGCAGCCAACACGCGGGUGUAUGUGCAGACAAACCAGGGCACCCUCUUCUCAGUGCAGAGACCCUUCCUUCUCUGUGGCCGGUUCUGCAGAGCUCUCUUUUCCUUGGCUGCCCUGCUGGGGUGAAGGAAGCACUUCACAGCACAGUGCCUGUGUUUGCUGGGAUACUCUUUGCUUCAUAUAACAUUUUGAUGGUGUGGGUACCCCUGAGUGAGACACAAACACGCAUCCAACAGCUUGUGGGUGAGCAUCACCAUAAAGCUCACAGGAGAGAUCUUUGUUCCCAGUUUGCAUUAGAAUUUAAUGCCUUAUUUUGGGGAGUAUUUUGUGGCGCUUCCAGACACUUGGGAAAACAACAUUUAUGUCCCAGUAAGUUUGGUCUUUUUCAUUCAGGCAAUGUUGAUUUUUCUUCCAGUGCUUCUAAUGGAGCUUGAAAUUAACAUGUCAGGGUUUUCUGGUUGUUCUGUUUUUAUUUUGCUUGGUUUUCUUUUUACCAGUGCAAAUCUACACAAGUCAAACUCUAGGGUAGUGUGGAGUAGCUCAUGUGGUUGGACUCUGCAUUGUGUGGAAGCAACAAGAACUCUGCUUUUCCUGCUGCUGCCCUUUCCCUAGAGCUGCAGUGUCAGGGCAGCUGGGGGUGCUGCUGGCUGUUAUGGGACUUUGGGGAAACAUCUCGUUGGGACCCCACCAACCUGAUAUGCUGCUUUCUGAAUCUGGGAGAACGUAGCUGUGCACUGACACUAGGAGAAGAGCCUCAGUGCAGCAGUUUGCAUCUGUGUUCCAAAACCACGUGAGAAAGCAGACCUCCUCACAGGAGGACGUGAGGCUUUUGGCAGGACGUCAGCUGAGAGCUCCUGGCUGCCGAGCUUUUUCUGCACCCACACCUGGGCACUCUCAAUUAAAAGCCUCGGUGCUCACAGACCUUCAGAGAAGACAAAUGCUGCUUCAGGGCCUUGAUGCUCGUGGUACAGGUUGGUAUCUCAGCUGGAGGUUGUUCAGGGGCUCCAGGACAAGGUCUGUUGUUAGCCCAGGGCCAUAGCUGCUCACAUAACUCACUGAGUUCACUGCAGAGCUGAAACGAGGCGUGAGAUACCCAAAGUGACCUGAAAUGAUUAACACCGUGUUGGCGCUUUAUACUGCCAACCUUGCUGUAUGACGCAGUGCUGCUCAGCCCCCACCAUCUGCUAUAAAUAGCACCUCAGGAUGCAUUAGCUGGAACUGCUGCUACGUGUUCGGAUGCAUCCUCAUCAGAAAUGCCCCCAGUUCUCAGCUGGGCAGGCAGAAUGUCAUCGUUUCACAAUGGCCAACACGGUACAUGGCAAGAAUUUCAAGUCUGCGUGCCCAAGCUGCCCCAGUAAGAUCUGCAGUGCAGCUGUCUGCUGAGCUACACGCACCCCUAUUCCAUGCUUCUCCUAGCCCGUGGCUGUCAGUGCAGAGGUUUGGACCUCACUGCAAGUGAAUCAAAUGCUGGAAAUAGAACCCUGAUGGAGUGAGACCACGUGCUGAGUCAGAGGCUGCAGGAGAUUGCAACAUUAGGAAGCAAGCUCUCUGCUUAUGCGUGUCUGGGAUGAGUAAUCCUCGAAGCUGACUCCGAGGGAACUAUAGCAACUCAUCCUAAAUGUAAAGCUCCCUGCUAGGAGAACGCUUUAGUAACCAUAUGUUGCACGCUGCUCUGAGCCGAGAGCUGAGCAUCUCUGCUCCAGGGACUGUCUGCCACGGCUGUGUGCAAGGCUAAAAUCGGUGCAGUGCUGCAUGAAUUGUUAGCUGGGGGUGGUGAGUGCUUCCAUGCCCGGCUUCUAGCAAGUUGCCACCAUUUUAGUACAAGUUCAGGGCUUCCUGUAACAGGAGACAAUAAACCUGGUAGGGGAGAGCCAGAAAAGCAACAAACCUGUGAUGUUAGGUCUGUCUGAAAGCCAGUAAAGCACCACGGGCUGUUAUUGAUUUUGAUACGCUGCCUGGAGCUCGCUGCUUAGAGCAAACGACAGCGUUUGCCCAAGUGGUAAACUGUUGAAGCAGUGUCUGAGAAGUCCUGGCUGGCUUCUAUUGCAGACUGGGGCACGGAGGAAGGUCUGAGGAACAGCUGAGAAAGCAAACAACCAGACGAAGGACUCACAUGAGAAGAACUCAAUGUGUUUCAAAUCAUGAGCAAGCACCAUCACAGGCUGGUGCCGCAUCCAAUUGAUCAGUGGGACAAUGAUAGCUCUGCAGUGCCAUCUGCUAUUGACGGGAGCUAGAGCUGCGCGGGGCUCAAGGAGGCAAAGCUGCCUUGGUUUGGCUCCAUGCGUCUCCUGAACACCCGCACACUUCUCAGGCAGAGCUGCCCGGGCUUCAUCUGAGCAUCCCAGCCAGAGCUUCCCAGGUAAGGUUUCCUCAUCCACUGAGAAGUGCCUUUGCUGCACAGCAGCUCCUUGCCUUCUGCAGCACCAAGCGUCCGCUGAGGCAAGCAGCCAGCGCUGUCGCUGUCCUUUUCUCGGCCGAUCCUAAUUUUAAGGGUAACAAAAGAGAUCUCCAACGGCUUUCGGUAGGGCGGCAGAAAGCAAACCUUGAAUUUGGCUUAGAAAACAGACGUGGAAAUGAGUGAUGAAAUAAUAUUUGGUAUUGUAAAAUUGUUUGAAGAGAGAGAGACGUAUUUUAAGAAACGGCCUUGAAAAGGCAAGUCUUCCAGCCAGGAAGAGGUGUCUCCCAAUGAGACCACUUGGGCACGCUGCUGUUCAAUGCACCUAAACCAAAACGAUUUUAACGAGUUCCACAUUGCUGCAAGUGACACUGAAUAUGUUCUAAAAACAGCUUCUCCAAGUCCAAGGUGUAUGGUUUUUGUGUUUGGACACGGCUGUGAAAUAAAAAUAGCCUUCAGAAUCUGGCUGAUUUAAAACUUUAUAGAAGACAAUAAACACAUGUAAUGAAAA
Molecule: messenger RNA, 5962 nt
Organism: Numida meleagris (helmeted guineafowl)
Lineage: Eukaryota; Metazoa; Chordata; Aves; Galliformes; Numididae
Product: Golgi integral membrane protein 4-like
Exons: 15
Coding region: 667-2493 (608 amino acids)
Cellular component (GO): Golgi membrane; Golgi apparatus
Source: RefSeq, a predicted model, not a curated record